AGAUGGCAGCGUCCAUGGGUCAGCAGCCUCCCAGUGCUUCAGGUCCGCCACAGAAUCCAGCGGCAGCGCAAGCUCAAGCACAAAAAGAAGCGGAAGUAGAUCCAAUUAUCAAGAUAAAACAACUGUUGUUACCGCGGUUAAAGGAAUCAUUAGUGGCUCUGAUGAAAGUUGCUGGACAAAUACUACAUCAGAACUCCAUCUCGGAUGAAGGCCAUAAACAGCAAGAUGGUCUACAGCAAGCCUAUGAGAAAAGUAUUGAAGAGUUCUAUGCUAUCUGUGACCAGCUUGAGGUCAACUUGCGUUUGGCUCUUGAGAUGCAGGCGCAGCAAAUUGACAGCAACAAAUACACACCACUUCCUGUUACGAUACCAAAGUCCGAUAUGACAAUGUCGGAACAACAGUCAGUGCCAUACCCACAAUUCCUCGUCACUGUUAAACAUCAGAUUACCUUUGCUAAAGACAUGUAUGAAAUGUUAAACGAGUUUACUAAGAAAUUGACUGAAAGGUGAAACUAAUUAUAAUCAUAGUUCUUGCAAAAUUUGUAUAAACUUGUGGUGGGAA
Molecule: messenger RNA, 561 nt
Organism: Ruditapes philippinarum (Manila clam)
Lineage: Eukaryota; Metazoa; Mollusca; Bivalvia; Venerida; Veneridae
Product: mediator of RNA polymerase II transcription subunit 29-like
Exons: 4
Coding region: 3-509 (168 amino acids)
Biological process (GO): regulation of transcription by RNA polymerase II
Cellular component (GO): mediator complex
Molecular function (GO): transcription coregulator activity; transcription factor binding
Source: RefSeq, a predicted model, not a curated record